CUGCGACAACUGGGCGGGCAUGUUGCUGUCAGGGAUACACGAUCUGGGCGGCAGAGCCGGUUCGGUGCUCCGUGCAGCGGCUAACUGGACGUGCGAGGCCGGCAGAGCAAGCCGGGAAGCAGCAAGGUGGAAACGAAGCGGGACCCGCAGCUUCAACAGCGCCGCGGCAGCUAUGGCCCCGAUCAAGGUGGGAGAUGCCAUCCCCUCCGUGGAGGUAUUUGAAGGGGAGCCUGGGAAGAAGGUGAACCUGGCAGAGCUGUUCAAGGGCAAGAAAGGUGUGCUGUUCGGAGUUCCUGGGGCCUUCACUCCUGGCUGUUCUAAGACCCACCUGCCUGGGUUUGUGGAGCAAGCUGAGGCUCUGAAGGCCAAGGGAGUGCAGGUGCUGGCAUGUCUGACUGUUAAUGACGUCUUUGUGACAGAAGAGUGGGGUCGAGCCCACCAGGCGAAAGGCAAGGUUCGGCUCCUGGCUGACCCAACUGGGGCCUUUGGGAAGGAGACAGAUUUAUUACUGGGUGAUUCUUUGGUGUCUCUCUUUGGGAACCGCCGGCUGAAGAGGUUCUCCAUGGUGGUAGACAAUGGUGUAGUGAAGGCGCUGAAUGUGGAGCCGGAUGGCACAGGCCUCACCUGCAGCCUGGCCUCCAGCAUCCUCUCGCAGCUCUGAGAACUGGCCAGAUGGAGGUCCUCUGUUGCUGCAUCUUCCCUGCCCAGCUUUGGGCCAAGAGGUCCAGCCCCUCCUCACCUGGGGCCCCUUAAAUGGAACCUUGACCAUAUUUCUGCAAUAAACAGUCUGACUUUC
Molecule: messenger RNA, 796 nt
Organism: Alexandromys fortis (reed vole)
Lineage: Eukaryota; Metazoa; Chordata; Mammalia; Rodentia; Cricetidae
Gene: Prdx5
Product: peroxiredoxin 5
Exons: 5
Coding region: 20-661 (213 amino acids)
Biological process (GO): cellular response to oxidative stress; cell redox homeostasis; hydrogen peroxide catabolic process
Cellular component (GO): mitochondrion; peroxisome; cytoplasm
Molecular function (GO): thioredoxin peroxidase activity
Source: RefSeq, a predicted model, not a curated record